Indicator indicator is the source of this 2034-nucleotide messenger RNA. It is a transcript of the gene TTLL11, whose product is annotated as tubulin tyrosine ligase like 11. Gene Ontology annotation, molecular function: tubulin-glutamic acid ligase activity; tubulin binding. The record is from RefSeq and is a predicted model, not a curated record. Gene Ontology annotation, cellular component: cilium. The coding region runs from base 1 to 2034 and encodes 677 amino acids. NCBI's taxonomy places the organism in Eukaryota, Metazoa, Chordata, Aves, Piciformes, Indicatoridae. Gene Ontology annotation, biological process: microtubule cytoskeleton organization; protein polyglutamylation. The transcript is spliced from 9 exons.
AUGGAGUCGACAGGAGUCCCGCUGCAGGGCUGCGCCCCGUCCCAGGAGGCAGAGGAGCCCCCGGGUUCCCCAGCCCUCCCCGCCGAGGAGCCGCAGAGCGGGCAGUCCGCCGGAGAGCCACCGGGGGAAGACGUGCUGCCUGCCGUGGCCAGCCGGGAGCGGAGUCGCCGCGGUGCCGGUUCGCAGGGCCCGCCUGGGCGGACGGCGCGGGGUAGGGGGCGGCGGGCCCCGGGCCGGCGCGGAGGAGAGGAUGGGGGCCGUGCUGCCCGGCGUCCCCGCGUCACGGUGGACAGCUCCAAGGCCAAAACCUCGCUGGAGGCGCUGAAGAUCAGCCUGCGGCAGCUCCGCUGGAAGGAGUUUCCUUUUGGCAGACGCUUGCCGUGUGAUAUCUAUUGGCAUGGGGUAUCAUUCCAUGAUAAUGAUAUAUUCUCAGGUCAAGUCAACAAGUUUCCAGGCAUGACGGAGAUGGUGCGGAAAAUCACCUUGAGUCGGGCAGUGCGAACGAUGCAAGAUCUCUUUCCUCUUGAGUAUGACUUCUAUCCUCGGUCCUGGAUUCUGCCAGAAGAACUUCCCCUCUUUGUGGCUGAGGUUCGUAUGAUGAAAGACAGUGAUCCAUCCUGGAAGCCCACUUUCAUUGUGAAACCUGAUGGAGGGUGCCAGGGGGAUGGAAUCUACCUCAUUAAAGACCCAAGUGACAUCAGACUGACAGGAAGCAUCCAGAGCCGGCCAGCUGUGGUCCAGGAAUAUAUUUGCAAACCACUGCUUGUUGACAAGCUGAAAUUUGAUAUUCGUCUGUAUGUCUUACUGAAAUCUUUAGAACCCUUAGAGAUUUAUAUAGCCAAAGAUGGACUUUCUAGAUUUUGUACAGAGCCCUAUCAAGAACCCACUCUGAAAAAUUUGCACCAGGUUUUUAUGCACUUAACCAACUAUUCACUAAAUAUCCACAGUGGGAAUUUCAUCCAUUCUGACAGUGUGAACACUGGCAGCAAGAGGACUUUUUCAAGCAUUCUGUGCAGAUUGUCUUCCAGAGGAGCUGAUGUCAAAAAACUCUGGUCAGAUAUAAUUUCACUAGUGAUUAAAACAAUUAUUGCACUGACACCAGAACUGAAAGUUUACUAUCAGUCUGACAUACCAGCAGGAAAGCCUGGGCCAACUUGCUUCCAGAUUUUAGGGUUUGAUAUUCUCCUGAUGAAAAACUUGAAGCCCAUGUUACUAGAAGUAAAUGCAAACCCCAGCAUGAGAAUAGAACACGAGCAAGAGCUUUCUCCUGGAGUAUUUGAAAAUGUCCCAAGCCCUGUUGAUGAAGAGGUGAAAGUAGCUGUUAUCAGAGACACUCUUCGUCUAGUGGACCCUCAGAAAAAAAAGAGGAAAGAUAUCCAGUGUCAGUCUUUGGAGCAUGUGUCAGAAGCAAAUGAAGAGCUGUUGGAUGCCUGUCCAGCCAAGCAAGCAGAGAAUGAUGCUGGCAGAAGCCCAGAGGCUGGUCUCCCCUCCCUGUGUCUCAAACAAGUGUUUCCCAAGUAUGCCAAGCAGUUCAACUACCUGCGACUGGUGGACAGAGUGGCUGCACUCUUUAUCCGAUUUCUUGGUGUGAAAGGGACAACGAAGUUGGGGCCAACAGGUUUCCGAACGUUUAUAAGAAACUGCAAACUGAGUAACAGCAAUUUUUCAAUGGCUGCUGUAGAUAUCUUAUACAUUGAUAUCACAAGAAGGUGGAACAGCAUGACAAUUGACCACAAAGAAUCAGGAAUGUGUUUGCAAGCCUUUGUGGAAGCUUUCUUCUGCCUGGCUCAGAAAAAAUUCAAGUCUCUCCUACUUCAUGAGCAAGUGGCAUCGCUGAUCGAUCUUUGUGAGUAUCACCUGGCAGCCCUGGAUGAGAAGCGCCUGGGCUGUGGCCGUGGGAUGGUGGAGCACCGAAGGGCAGUAGUUCCUUGUCAGACAGAGGGACUUCACCUCACACCAGCUGCCCAUGCACCCCUCCCAAAUCGCAUGGCCACAGCCAGUAAAUUAGCAGAUUAUAGAAGUCAUCGCUAUUAA